Mesorhabditis spiculigera is the source of this 261-nucleotide messenger RNA. The record is from the annotation of a GenBank genome assembly. NCBI's taxonomy places the organism in Eukaryota, Metazoa, Nematoda, Chromadorea, Rhabditida, Rhabditidae.
AUGAUGUGGGUGCUGUGGCUUCUCCUUUUCUUCCUUUGCGCCCUGCUGUUUUGCAUGUGCGCCGUGUCGGCCGGCGUCUCUCUCUACCGCUGCUAUAUCGAGCGUCGCCGGAUCGCGAACGUGCGCGCCGAGAUCGAGGCGUUCGACGCGCUGGUGGAGACGGCGCUCACGAUGGACCCGUUCGUCCCCAUCGGCGAUUUGCAGAAACAAGUCCUCAAGGCCAACUGCACGUGCACGUGGGGUGUCCUAAAGAAUCUCUGC